This is a messenger RNA of Triplophysa dalaica, 2100 nucleotides long. It is a transcript of the gene gpr141, whose product is annotated as probable G-protein coupled receptor 141. The transcript has 2 exons. Gene Ontology annotation, molecular function: G protein-coupled receptor activity; oxysterol binding. Bases 615 to 1478 code for a protein of 287 amino acids. The record is from RefSeq and is a predicted model, not a curated record. Gene Ontology annotation, biological process: G protein-coupled receptor signaling pathway. Gene Ontology annotation, cellular component: membrane. Lineage: Eukaryota; Metazoa; Chordata; Actinopteri; Cypriniformes; Nemacheilidae.
AAACAAACAAAACACGACAAAUAUUCAACGGCACACGGACAUGACUAAGGCGCAGUGUUUGGUAAAGAUGUUGUCCUGUGUUUCUUAAUGUCAUUGUUACUCAAGAAGACCUAUGACUUUGCAGACGAUGAGAGGAAUGUAAUCUCCACAAACAUAAUCAUUUUUUUAUAUAUAUGCUUCAUGUAUAAUCAGGGUCACAUGUUAAAGAUCUUAGGGCAUAAAUGUCACUGAAAUGAAAAAAUAUCGUUUUUAUUGGUUGGACAAAAAAAUGCCUUAUUGAUAAAAAAAAUCAAAUGCAGAAGUUCAUUUCUGACUGUUUGUUUUGUGGCAUCAGGGGAAAACCACCACGUUGUUGUCCGUUUAUCUAUUUCCUGUUAAAGCUUGAACUGGGCAGGUACUAAGUGGUACACAGUACUUUAAUAGUGUAGUGUACAGACGCAUGUUCAUCUCGCGCUGGUGCACAGUUCUGCGUUCCUCUGUGUACAGAACCAAGAAAUGUUCUCGCAGAACGGCAGCUCUCAGAACAUCUCAUCUUGAGUUCUGGCAUCUAUUCUUUUUAACACUUAUUAAGACGGACAAGAAUUAAUGCGAAAUAUGUUUUACCACUAGGAUCAAUGAUGAACGACACAUCGCCGACCAACUACACAGCUCAAUUCACAGAGCCCUUCAGAAUCACCUUGAUCACCAUCUACAGCAUCGUGCUGCUGGCGGGCUGCACAGGUUUAACCCUCAUGAUGAGCAUAUUAAAAACCAACAUUCGUUCAUUGACCACCACCGUCUUCCUCAACCUGAUGGUCGCACACUUUCUAUUCCUGCUGACUGUUCCCUUCCGGAUCUACUACUACGUGUCCCUAAAGUGGCCUCUGCCCCACUCCUUAUGUAAAAUGGUCAGUGCCAUGAUCCACAUCCACAUGUACAUGGUGUUCGUAAUCUACGGCAUGGUUCUUACGCUUCGUUUUCUGCAAUAUUACAAGAAGACCCAGCGCACCGAGUUUUACAGACGUUUGCACGCUGUGGGUGCGAGUGCCUGUUUGUGGUCCAUCUUGUUGGUGGUCAUGCUGCCGACCGUGCUGUCUCAGUACGGCCACAAGGAUGGAAACAAGGAGACAGAGCAGUGCUUUAAUUUCGAUGAUGUGCUAAGUCACCAAAACAUCUACGCCCUGAAUAUGACCUUAUCCAUCUUCAUUGUCGCCGUGUCGUUCAUUCUGACCUGCUUCCAGACCAUCGUCCUGUGGUCAUUCACACGCAAACACGGCGCCACCAGUCGCUUCCAGCAGGAGUUCUGGGUCCAGAUGAAAAACCUUUGCUUUGUGUUCAUCAUGCUUAUCUGCCUGGUGCCGUAUCACCUGUUUCGGAUACACUAUCUGAACAAGACUGAAAAAACGCAUCAGAUUAACGAGGUGUUCUUGGCCAUCACGGCACUCACCUGUUGUGACAUGCUGACGUUCACAGGGAAGGGCAUGUGUCACAUGUGCUGAACCUAAAGCUUAAGAACACUAUCACAGACUUUAUCGACUGCAUCCUAAAUGUUCAAUAUGUAGUUCCUUAUGUAGUUUCACGCAUGAUACAUCUGUCGUGUGACAAUAAAAUGAUGUGUGGUGUGCUUGUUCACUUACACAAUACUAAGAACAACCGCAAAAAUAUUUGACAAAAGAACAAACAAGUGCACAUUAUACCACGAGGAAUACAUUUGCUGUUUCUUGUAUCAGUUGUAAUGACACAGAUCUGCCCGGCUCACAGUUUUCAUUUCAUUUGUAAACUUCGAUUUCUACCCGGCUGUUCUUCAGCUCCUGUGGCUUUAUGGGAUGGAAAAGUGUCCAACCAAUGCUUACUGGGAAAUCUCGGCGGAGAUAGUAGAGCAUCCGGAUAUUUCUCAUAUAGCAUACUGUGUUUGCUGUGCUUUUUAUAUAGAAUGAAAAGUGGCGACUCUUGUUAUUAAUUUUUUUCUGAAAUUGAUUUAAAACAUACAAAAUACUGUUUAACACUCAUACAUUUUAAUAGCACCUGUUGAAAUAAUGAAGUAAGCUUUGAAUUAAGGCAACAAAAUUGUCUGAUGGAAGGUAAACAGGGUAAAUAAAAGAUGCAGCCUCACCAAAAUGA